This is a messenger RNA of Gaeumannomyces tritici R3-111a-1, 1443 nucleotides long. Its product is annotated as pantothenate transporter liz1. Gene Ontology annotation, biological process: transmembrane transport. Gene Ontology annotation, cellular component: membrane. Gene Ontology annotation, molecular function: transmembrane transporter activity. The transcript has 3 exons. NCBI's taxonomy places the organism in Eukaryota, Fungi, Ascomycota, Sordariomycetes, Magnaporthales, Magnaporthaceae. The coding region runs from base 1 to 1443 and encodes 480 amino acids. The record is from RefSeq and is a predicted model, not a curated record.
AUGGCGCUGGCCUCCUGCUCUAUUACCUCAGUCAACGAGGUCGUCCAGGCCGUGCCGACGCGUACGUGGCGCUCCACGGUUUGGGACACGCUGGACAAGCCUCCAGAGGAGCGCCGGUUCCUGUUCAAGCUCGACGCCGUCAUCCUGACAAUGGCGAGCCUCGGCUACUUCAUCAAGAAUCUGGACCAGGUCAACAUCCAGAGCGCCUUUGUGUCGGGGAUGAAGGAGGAUCUCGGCCUGUACGGGAACGAGCUCAACUACAUGGUUACUGCGUGGACUGUGGGCUACGUUCUGGGUGAAAUCCCUAGCAACAUGCUCCUGACACGCAUCAAGCCAUCGAUCUGGAUCCCCACCUGUGAGGUCAUCUGGUCCGUCUUGACCAUCCUGCUGGCCAAGUGCACCAGCGCGACGCAGAUCUACGUGCUGCGCUUCUUCAUCGGGCUGGCCGAGAGCGCCUUCUACCCGGGGAUGCAGUACGUGAUCGGGUCGUGGUACCGCAAGGACGGGCUGGCCAAACGCAGUUGCAUAUUCCACGCCAGCGGCAACAUCGGCUCCAUGUUCUCGGGCUAUCUGAUGGCGGGCGCCUACAACUUUAACGGCCUGACGGGCUUCCACGGGUGGCAGUGGCUCUUCAUCAUCAACACCAUCGUGUCGCUCCCCAUCGCCAUCGCGGGUUACUUCUUCUUCCCGGACGUGCCCGAGGUCACGACAGCGUGGUGGCUGACGGCCGACGAGAUCGCCAUCGCCAAGAGGCGCAUGGCGCUCGAGGGCCGCGCCGAGCGGGCCCCCUACACCAAGGCCAAGUUCCGCAAGAUCUUCUCGUCGUGGCACAUCUACCUGCUUCCGCUGCUCUACAUCCUCUUCAACAACGGCGUCAGCUUCGGCGGCCAGCCUGCCUUCGCGCUCUGGCUCAAGUCCGAGGGCUUCAACAUCGCGGCCAUCAACUCGUUCCCGACCAUCGCGUCCGCCCUGGCUGUCGUCUUCACGCUCCUGUACGCCUGGACCUCAGACUCGCUGUUCCGCGGCGCGCGGUGGCCGGCCAUGGUGUUUGCGGGCUGCUUCGACAUCAUGGUCUUCGCCUCGCUGGCAGUGUGGAACAUCCCCACCGGCUGGAAGUGGUUCUGUUAUUUGUUUGCCAAUAUUUCCAGCGGAAUCUCGGGCCUGACAAUGUCGUGGGCGCACGAGAUCUGCAGCGAAGACAACGAGGAGCGCGCGCUCGUCAUCGCCACCAUGAACGAGAUGGCCUACGUGUUCCAGUCGUGGCUGCCGCUGCUCAUCUGGCAGCAGACGGACCAGCCGCGGUACCAGAAGGGCUUCAUCACCAUGGUAUUUAUCGCCGCCGGCCUCGUAGCCACGGCCCUGACGAUUCGGCACCUGCACCACAAGGAGCGGGCGGCCAAGGUGAGGGCAAGGGCGCAGGAGGCGCAGGGGACGGAUGUGUAG